Paramacrobiotus metropolitanus is the source of this 1525-nucleotide messenger RNA. RefSeq lists its product as uncharacterized. The transcript has a single exon. Lineage: Eukaryota; Metazoa; Tardigrada; Eutardigrada; Parachela; Macrobiotidae. The coding region runs from base 100 to 1245 and encodes 381 amino acids. The record is from RefSeq and is a predicted model, not a curated record.
CUUCGAAAGCCGUGUGUGUUAGUAUCAGUGCAAUCAAGCAUAAUAUUUUACCACGGUUCACAUAUCGCAUUUUCGUUCUGUAUUGUUAACAACCCUGUAAUGGGCGCAGUAGCAUCGGUAAUCGCGCCCCUAGCAGUCACUGCGCUCGGCGCUUUGGCAGGAAUCCUAACGAGAAAUUCGGGGUCGGUUGCCUCUGCAGCGCCGAUUGAUGUAGAUUCCAUAAAAAAGACUGCUAUGGACGCCAAAGAGCAAGAGCAUCAGAAACAGCGUGAGAAAGAACGUGAGGAGUACGAAAAGCAAUUACGAAGUGCCAGAGCAGAUAGUGAAGCCCUAUCCAAACUUCGGGCCGAGCAUCAGCAAGCGGAAAAAGAUCGCAAAGCGGAACUUGCAUACUACAAGGAGCGCAUAAACGAUUUGACGAGCAACAUUAAAAAGACAGAAGCUGAAAUGAGAUCGAUGAAGGAGCAGCUGGAAAAACCGGUGCGUGACCUCGCAGCGAAAAUGGACUUUGUCAACGGGCUCAACUUGAAAAUUCGCCAAACCGAUUCGCUACUGCUGUUGGGACCAAAAGGCACCGGUAAGUCCACAUUUCUGUGGCUGCUCAAGAAAGGUGCCAAGCCAACAAAGACAUAUAGCGACGGAACAGCGCAGCUUCUUCAUUAUAACGGCUUCACCGACACCAUUGGUCUGCGCGGAUGGACACCGGAAGAGGUGCUGAAGUUAUUUGUUCUCAUGAUCUACGAUGGGAUUCCGAAAGACUUGAUCAUUUUUGGAAACGAUCGCGUACAACAGGCCUUUACUGCGCUGGCGUCUUGGGGAGUAAUGGUUCCCAUGAUCGCCAUUAUGUCCGGUGAGUUUUGGAAAAAAGUCGAGCCUCCCCAAGGUGGAAAGGUGAUAAUUACCCUUACCGAUACUGGUAGAAUUCGGAAAAUUACCCCAGAGAGCGAUUUGCACGAAGCUUAUGACUUGACGGCCUACAAGGUAAUUAGGGAUAUCAAACUUGGAGAGCCAGUUACCCAUCACGAUGAUAUUGACCAUUUGGUUAGAAAACGUCACGCCGGAGGUGUUCUGCCCUUUAAAGUCUUGAUGAACGCCUUCAGAAAUCAAAAUCAGUUCCUGGUUACUCCAGAAAAUCGGUCAUCUGUUGUCGAUGGUUUGUUUCGCCUGAUCUACGUUUACGAGAAGAAGUACGCACGCGACAGACUGAAAUUCAUGAAUGAAGCCACGUUGCAAGACUUCUCUUGAGUCAAGAAUACAUUUAACUUAAAUUGCGGUGCUCUUCACUGUGUUCCUUCCAGGACUAUCGAUUAGUACUCGUAUUAUUUGCCGAUAUUUGCUAUGCAACAGCGGUCGUUUGAACUUGUUUGCAAUUGUAAGCAGCAGUAGCAACUUUAAUUUUCAUAAGCAGUUGCAUGCAUGACACAGUUCACAGUUCAAGAUAACGAAUAGCAAUAAGUACAUCUGUGGUAGUAUUUUUACCGGUUAGUGCAGAUGCGUCUUUAUGCAAUAAAGUAUUACGCGGAGG